This is a messenger RNA of Symbiodinium necroappetens, 408 nucleotides long. The record is from the annotation of a GenBank genome assembly. Lineage: Eukaryota; Dinophyceae; Suessiales; Symbiodiniaceae.
AUGACAAAACCGAAGCGGCCGAAAUACGAGACCGUGCAGUACACGCCGCCUACGCCACAGGUGUUCGGCAGCCAGCUGCCAAGCGAUAUACCAGUGUCGAAGCCUCCGUCGACUUCUUCGUCAUUCAGUGUCGACCGUCCGAGGAAUCGGCCAAAGCUGCAAGACAGAUUGGCAGUCUACGAGGACGACAAUCCACGAUGCCAACAGUUGAUCUGCACAAUUGGAAUUCUGUUUCCGCCGCUGUGGCUCGUCGGUGCGGCAAUGUAUGCAGCAACGCCCCCCGCGAAAACAGCGACCAGAGAGGCAGGCUUCAGAAAUCUGAUACUGUCGAUCAUUUUGUUCGUUCUGCUCAUUGUCUACGCGGUGUACAGAUUCUACACGCCUGGUGGGCUCUCACCAGGACGUUGA